CCUUUUGCAGCAUUGUUUGAUGGAAGGACACGAAGUAAAUCAAAAUCACGGACACAUGACAACCAUCGAGGCUCAUGCGGUUGCCCAGCAGGUCCAGCAGGUACAUGUGGCCACGUACACAGAUCACAUCAUUCUUAGCGGGGAGGAUGACUCGCCCUCAUCGCCUGAAGAGACCUCCUUUGACGAUUCUGACAUCCUAAACUCAACCAUCACAGAUGAGGUUACGGCCCAUCUUGCUGCAGCAGGUCCGGUUGGAAUGGCAGCGGCUGCUGCUGUGGCAACGGGCAAGAAACGGAAGCGCCCCCAUGCUUUUGAGUCCAACCCAUCAAUACGCAAAAGGCAGCAGACGCGCUUGCUACGAAAACUACGAGCUACUUUGGACGAAUACACAACCAGAGUUGGUCAGCAGGCGAUCGUGCUCUGUAUCUCCCCAUCCAAACCAAACCCCGUCUUUAAAGUGUUUGGAGCUGCUCCUCUGGAGAAUGUGGUACGCAAGUAUAAAAGUAUGAUCCUGGAAGACCUGGAGUCAGCACUAGCAGAGCAUGCUCCCCCACCCUCGGAGCUUAAUUCCGACCUUCCACCGCUCACCAUCGAUGGAAUCCCAGUCUCUGUAGACAAAAUGACGCAGGCGCAGCUCCGAGCUUUUAUUCCAGAAAUGCUGAAGUACUCAACGGGCCGUGGGAAACCUGGCUGGGGGAAGGAGAGCUGCCGGCCUUUGUGGUGGCCCGAUGACAUACCAUGGGCCAAUGUUCGCAGUGAUGUUCGUUCAGAGGAACAGAAACAGCGGGUAUCCUGGACACAGGCGCUGAGGACGAUAGUUAAGAACUGUUACAAACAGCAUGGGAGAGAGGAUUUAUUGUAUGCUUUUGAAGAUCAGCUGACUCACCCACAGACACACAUUGCCCAUCUCGUCCCUUCUCAGACUGUGGUACAGACAAUCAGUAACCCAGAUGGGACAGUCUCCCUUAUACAGGUUGGCACGGGUGCAACAGUUGCGACUCUGGCCGAUGCAUCUGAGCUCCCUGGAACGGUAACUGUUGCUCAGGUGAAUUAUUCCACUGUACAGGAUGGAGAGGUUGAGCAGAAUUGGACCACGUUGCAAGGUGGGGAAAUGGCAAUCCAGACGACGCAAGCUUCUGAAGCCACACAGGCUGUGGCCUCUCUGGCAGAGGCUGCGGUGGCUGCAUCCCACGAGAUGCAGCAAGGGGCCACUGUUACCAUGGCGCUGAACAGUGAGGCUGCUGCUCAUGCUGUCGCCACGCUUGCAGAAGCCACUCUUCAGGGCGGAGGUCAGAUUGUGCUGUCGGGAGAGACCGCUGCAGCUGUUGGUGCGCUGACUGGGGUUCAGGAUGCUAAUGGCCUGGUGCAAAUUCCAGUGAGCAUGUACCAGACUGUUGUGACCAGCUUGGCCCAGGGCAACAGGCCUGUGCAGGUUGCAAUGGCCCCUGUCACCACUCGAAUGACAGAAAUUCAGUCAUCUGGGGUAACAAUGGACGGUCAAGCAGUGGAGGUGGUGACUCUGGAACAGUGAGGACUUAACCAGUGGCAAAACAACUUUUCGUGUACUUACGUCCAGCUUUGGAGUCCAGCAAUCGGGUGUCUUGUGUGUCAACAGUUGGCCAUAAAAGUAAAAGUAGGCCAUGACAUGUGGCUUUAGUGUUUGAGAGAGAAAAGGUAACGGAAGGACCUCUCAUCUCUAAUAUUAUCUUCAAAGAGAUUUCAAGCUCUUGUAUUUACUGUUUUAUAUGGGGUGGGUGGGCCAAAGGAAGGAAAAUGGAAAAUCAGACCUAUUUGUAUGCGUUUCUCUGUAUUUAUGCACAAAGUGUUUGUGUCUUUGACUGAAGAUGGCAAAGUUGUCUUGUUUAUUAGUGAUCUUGAUUGGGGAACUUUAUAAUUGUGGUUCCAGAGGUUUGGAAUGACAUGGGUGUGUGGAACUAGGGGCGGAUCUCAGCAUUUUCCAUUUUAAUAAAAGUUGGCGCAGAAACCAGAACAACGAUCCUUUUACCUACUAAUCUCUGGUUGGUGUGCAGAUUUUUACUUUAUUGCUCUUUCACUUGUUUUAAAUAUUCAAUUAAAGCAGAAAGUUAUACAUCCCUUGUCUCCGCUGUGUUCAACUCCACAGCAUGGGAGUGGGUUAAUCACCAUUCUCCCUUCCUAUCACUCCCCAGUGACCCCUGUUUGUGUGUAUAAACCUGUAUAUUUAAUGUAUGUUAGAUACAUAUAUACAUACAUAGAGCAGUACAGCACAGGAACAAACCCUUAAGCCCACAAUGUCUGAGCCGAAUGUGAUGCCAAGCCCAACAAUAUCUGCCUGCACAUAAUCCAUAUCCAUUCUCUCCAUAUCCAUGUGCCUAUCCCAAAGUCUUUUAAAUGAAGGUAUCCUAUCUGGCUCCACCACCACCCCCGGCAAACACCAUUUGUGUAAAAACUUGCCCCGCACUCUCCUUUAAACUUUGCUCUUCUCACCUUAAAGUGGUGCCCUCUAGUAUUUGAUAUUUCUAUCCUGGGAAAAUGGAUGUCCUUUAAAAGUUGCAGGGGAUCUAAGACAUAAGUAGUAUGAGGUUGAGUUCAUCUUUCGAUCACACUCUGCUCUGGAUUCCCACACGAACGUCUUCAGGUUUUGGGUCCAGGAAGGCCACUUCUUUGGCCAGAGGGUUGAAAACACCAACCAGAACCUUUGGGGAAAAGAGAGGGGGGGCCAUAAAACUGGCAGGAGUUUGAGAAAUGUGAAGUCAGACAGGGUCCAUGCAAAGGGUCAAAGCAAACUAGACCAAGGAAUUGCAGAUGCAAGUCAAGUCACAUUUAUUUAUAUAGCACAUUUAAAAAAACAACUCUCGUUGGCCAAAGUGCUUUACAUUUGUUAUAAGAAUAGUAUAAACAAACAAACUACAUACAUAUAUACAUAUAACCCUCACUCAGUGGACAUCAGGAAAGGCUUGGGAGUAUAGAUAAGAUUUUAGUCUUGACUUAAAGGAGUCGAUGGAGGGGGCAGUUCUGAUGGGAAGGGGGAUGCUGUUCCACAGUCUAGGAGCUGCAACCGCAAAGGCGCGGUCACCCCUAAGCUUAUGCCUAGACCGCGGGAUAUUCAGCAGCCCCAAGUCGGCCGAUCUGAGGGACCUGGAGGUGGAGUGGCGGGUGAGAAGACUCUUAAUGUAGGAGGGGGCAAGCCCAUUGAGGGCUUUGUAGACAGAGGAGGGACUUGAAAUGUAUACGGAACCGCACAGGGAGCCAGUGGAGAGAGGCCAGGAUCGGGGUGAUGUGGUCCCUUUUUCGGGUGCCUGUCAGGAGUCUCGCUGCGGCGUUUUGGACCAGUUGCAGGCAGGACAGGGAAGGUUGGCUGAUGCCAGUGUAAAGAGAGUUGCAGUAAUCUAGGCGGGAGGAGAUAAAUGUGUGGAUGAUCUUUUCGAGGUCAUCAAAGUGGAGGAAUUGUUUAAUUUUGAAGCAGGAAUCUUGAGCACAACACAAACUGUUCGGAGAGCUCUGCGGAUCAGGCAUCUAUGGAAUGGACAGGCUCCUUUUUCAGACACGGAUUACUUUUAUUGAUUUUGAUUUUCCAUAAACUUCAUUCAUUUCCCGCCAGUUCCCCAAGUAACAGAUGUAAAGCCCAAGUUCCACCAGGGCUAAUAUCUAUAAAGAAAUGUGUUGCAGUAAACAUUGGACACAAAGGUACCAAUUUGCAGGUUUUCAACACUGUCAAGGACUAAGGCUCUAGGUCAGGAGAGAGGGACAGAUUCUCGUCCACUCUCUCCUGUCAUGUUCACAAAAUGAGCAGUCAAGAAGGAAGUUGAGAAUAUUUGCUGUGAAUUGAAUUAAAACCACCCAAUGAAUAACAGUAAGGAUAUAACUACAACUUGCACUUGUAUAGUGCCUUUAACAUUAGUAAAUAGACCAAGGAAGAGAAAGUAGGCAGCUGAUCAAUAAUGGAGCCUUGGGUUAACAGAAUACUCUCACUUGUAACAUUUAGGAAACUCUGACUGGUUUCCAUGCAAAUUAAUAUGCAGGACACAAUUGUUCUAUCCCUUAAGUUAACCCACAAAUUCAUAUAAAUUAAUGUGAUACAUAUUUUAGAUUUCCAUUGAAGCACAUUUGUCAAACCGCAUGAAUGGUAAGCUGGCUAUUCAAAGCCCUGGUAUUGUGGUCUGCAACGUGUUCCUGAUGUUUUUCUGGAGAAAAAAACUUUCAGUUGUGGAAUUUAUUUUCUAAAUGAAUCGACGAACUCAAAUAAGUAAAAUUAGAAGUGAAGCUAAGAGUUAAAUAUGGACUUUAUUUGGCAUUGUCCAAAAGACCUGGACAAAUGAAAGACAAUGUGUUGUAUUAGUGACUGGGGCAAGUGAUGGAAUUGCUCUCACUCAUCCUGAUAUUUCAGAAGCAAAGAUAUCAAUGAUCUUGUUGCAUGGUGUAGAUGCUGUUGUCCAUACCUAGUGAUGCAUGCGAGGUAUUGUGACACAGUGAUUAAUUCUCCUCUGUAGCUAUGGGUAAGUGAAGAGAGCUUAAUAAAGUCAAAAUACUGUGGAGCUGGAUGUUAUUUAAGCUACUUUGGUAUUCCUUGUCAUUAACCUUUCUUGGUCUUGGAACAAGACUGGGAAACUGCACUGCCAUGUUGUCACUGGGGUUACUUGAUGCUUGCCCAGUGUUCUGUCAGGAAAAAUAAAUUGCACUUAAGCUAAGGUGCCAAUUUGCUUUUUGUGCACUACAUUACUUUUUCACUCCUUAUCGAAAUGAUCGACAUGUGCCACAACCAAGCUUCUUCACCUUCGUGUUGAGAACCCUUCUCCGGUUCAUUAUUUGGGAGGAUAGAAAAUCUGCAGUGAGAUAGCUGGAUUUUGGAUGUAGAACAUGUGAUGGUUUUCCACAAUUUUCAUCACACUUUAUUAAAAUAUUAUUCAGCAUAACAUUGUACUUAAUUUCCCAUUCCCCUUCAUGAAGAAUCGAUAAAGCUCUAUCAUUAGGUGUAUUGAGACCAUAACAGCACUGGUUAAAAUCCAUACAAAAGCUUGUUGACUUUGGGUUCUGGUUAGUGAGUGGGAUUAUUAGGAGAAGGGGCUUAGGGCAUAAGUUUGUAGCCACAUAAAUGUGUUCCAGUCAUUGUGAAAAGCAACCCUAUUCAACAAGCUGGAAUAGAUUGAAAAGGACUCCUAUAAAUUUUAAAAUUCUUAUUUGUUCACUGAUAUUUUAUUCAAAUAGUAAAGUGGACCAAUGGAUACUGCAGAAGGUGGCCACAUUAUUACAAGGUGACAUUGCAAAGAUUGGAUCUUCAUGUAGAUACAAAUACUGUAUAUAUGAUAAAGAAAACAUUCUUUUAAUUGCUGAAAGUGACUGCAGGUCGUAGAACUACUAUGGUUUGUUUGCCACCAUAUUUAUUCCCCUUGGGUACUCUUGAAAAUGUAUUUGAAUGAAGUAAUUUGCAUUUGAUUUUGUUUGCCAUGUUGCUUUUUUUUGGUUUGGGAAAUGUGAUUUGCCAACUAAACACCGACAGCUUUUUUAUGGACUUAGCAAGUUCAUAGUGUGUAAUAAAGAUGUUAAUAAUCCUGGUAA
Amblyraja radiata (thorny skate) is the source of this 5535-nucleotide messenger RNA. RefSeq names its product nuclear respiratory factor 1 (gene nrf1). NCBI's taxonomy places the organism in Eukaryota, Metazoa, Chordata, Chondrichthyes, Rajiformes, Rajidae. The coding region runs from base 20 to 1531 and encodes 503 amino acids. The transcript is spliced from 10 exons. Gene Ontology annotation, molecular function: DNA-binding transcription factor activity. The record is from RefSeq and is a predicted model, not a curated record. Gene Ontology annotation, biological process: regulation of transcription by RNA polymerase II.